Molecule: messenger RNA, 1554 nt
Organism: Diceros bicornis minor
Lineage: Eukaryota; Metazoa; Chordata; Mammalia; Perissodactyla; Rhinocerotidae
Gene: ZCWPW2
Product: zinc finger CW-type and PWWP domain containing 2
Exons: 8
Cellular component (GO): nucleus
Molecular function (GO): zinc ion binding
Source: RefSeq, a predicted model, not a curated record
AUGGAAAAAGAAAAAUUGGAUAGUAAGAUAAUAGUAUAGUAUUGUAACACUGCAAUGGAUUCCUCAGUGGAAAAUAACAUGUAUGUAAACAAAGUGUGGGUUCAAUGUGAGAAUGAAAGUUGUUUGAAAUGGAGAUUGUUGUCAAGUGAGGAUGCAACCAAAGUUGAUCACAAUGAGCCGUGGUACUGCUUCAUGAACUCUGAUUCAAGAUAUAAUGAGUGCUCUAUUUCUGAAGAAGACUUUCCUGAAGAGUCUCAGCUUCAUCAAAGUGGCUUUAAGAUUGUCUAUUCACAGCUCCCUCUUGGAAGCCUGGUUUUGGUAAAAUUACAGAAUUGGCCAAGUUGGCCAGGGAUACUUUGCCCUGAUCCUUUUAAAGGGAAAUACGUGACCUAUGACCUGGAUGGAAAUGUUGAACAGUAUCACAUAGAAUUCCUGGGUGAUCCCCAUUCAAGAUCAUGGAUAGAUGCGACAUUUGUUGGACAUUACAGUAUCACAUUAAAGCCAGGAAAAUGUAAGAAGAAAAAGAAGUGGUAUAAAGGUGCACUACAAGAAGCAUACGUCCUCUAUGGAUAUUCACAUGAGCAAAGACUGGAAAUGUGCUGCCUGUCAAAACAGGAUAAAUCCAAAGCAGAUGUCAAAGUUUCUGUGUUGGCCAAGAAAAGGAUGCAAGUUUCCAAAAAUAAAACUGAAAAGAAAAAGCCAAAAUUUAAAAAAAGGAAAAGGAAAGCUAUUUUAAAAUGCUCUUUUGAAAAUGUUUGUUCAGAUGAUGCCUUAUCAAAGGAGAACCUGGUUGUCUCCGAGACAGAAGUUUUACUAAAAGAGCUGGAGCAAAUGCUACAGCAAGCGCUCGAGCCCACAGCAACACCUGAUGAGUCUGAAGAGGAACAUGGCAAGGAAAUAAAUACAGGAGAAAAGUCAUCUAAAUGCAGCUCUGAAGCUCCUGCAGGCAGUCCAUUUGAAAACCAGUAUGAAGAGGACUAUCUUGUAAUUGAUGGGAUAAAAUUAAAAGCUGGAGAAUGUAUUCAAAAUAUAACUAACAAGUUUAAAGAAAUAGAUGCUUUGAUGUCUGAAUUCUAGAGCAUUAUAGAUAUUUUCAAAAGUUAUUUAGAAAAAUAUUUACAUCUUUAUAUUUUCCAAAAAACUCAAAAAUGUUUAGUGAAAUAGGUAUACAUUAUACCAAAGUUGAUCUUUGUAGUAACUUUUUACUGUAUAUUUUGAGAAUAUCCAUUGUUUUGAGAGCCAAUCAAAUGGUAUUUAAGUUAUUGUUAAAAAUUUAAAAUUUAAGAAAUCCUGAUAUUUGUAUUUGUAGAUUUUUUUUUUCUUAUUUGCCUUAAUUUUAAAAUGGUUUAUGAAACUUAUUGCACAAACACAUGCUUUACAAUGGUUAUUUAGGCUCUUUAUUCAAAUGUGGCUAGCUGUUAAAAUGGUUACCAAGGCUGUUAUAAUUGCUAGAGAUAAUUCAAAUCUAAUAUACUUAGAGAAUGUGUAUUUGUAAUGGAAUUGAGCUAUUGUAAAAUAAAAGGAAAUAAUAAAAAAAUGGUUGUAUAAUAGGGU